ACUUUGACCUCUCCUCCGGCUGCCGGCGCCCGGGGAUAGCACGCAUGCGUCCUUUGCUUAAAUGGAUGGCACCCUUAUCCUCGCCGUGGCGGGAGGCGCCGUGGCCGUGCUGCUGUUAGUGCGGCUGUGGGUAGUGCUGCGCCCCCGCGCCCCUGUGCCCCGGCGGUCUCUCAGCCUCCUGGUGGUGGCUGGGUCCGGUGGGCACACCACUGAGAUCCUGAGACUGCUCGAGAGCUUGUCCGACGCUUACACCCCUAGACAUUACGUCAUUGCUGACAGUGAUGAAAUGAGUGCCCGUAAAAUAAGUUCUUUUGAGCUAAAUCGGGCUGAUAGAAACCCCAGUGCUACGUUUCCCCAGUACUGCAUUCACCGCAUUCCCAGGAGCCGCGAGGUCCAGCAGUCCUGGCUCUCCACGGUGCUCACCACCUUGUACUCCACGUGGCUCUCCUUCCCCCUGACUCACCGAGUGAAGCCAGAUUUGGUGUUGUGUAACGGACCAGGAACGUGCGUUCCUAUCUGUGUAUCUGCCCUCCUCCUUGGGAUACUAGGAAUAAAGAAAGUGAUCAUCGUCUACGUUGAAAGCAUCUGCCGAGUGGAACAUUUAUCCCUGUCCGGAAGGAUUCUGUUUCACCUCUCCGAUUACUUCAUCGUUCAGUGGCCGACUCUUAAGGCGAAAUACCCCAAGUCUGUGUACCUUGGGCGAAUUGUUUGAUGAACGACAACUUACUUCUUCAGAACUUUACAGGCAACAAUAUUUAUUAUAAAUGGAGAACAAGAAACUACAUGUUUAUUGGAAAAAGCUUUUGAAAAUCCUGAGAAUUAUUGGUGGUCAAGGGUGAAAAUAUAUACAUAUAAAUAAACCAGUGAGGAAACUGCAGUUGCUCUUAUAAAACAAACACUAAUAAACCACUCUGUGUGCCUCUGUGCUCCGAAUUUCUUUUCUGUACGGAAGUAUCUCUCACUACCUGCAAGUUAUCUUCUGACUGAUUUUAGUAAUAUUUUUCUUCUAGAACUAAAUAUAGAAUUUGCAUGAUUAGCUCCAUUUCCUGUUCUACAGCUUUUUUUAAAUAAGUAUUCUGCAUUGUAGAGAGAAAGCUAUUUUUUAGUUUUUGUUCAGACACAACAGGGUUCAUUUCCUGUGUGGAAACAGAGGAGUCCCUCGUGAAUCCUUUCAGCGUAAAGGAAGCAGUUACAUUAACCUGGCUCCAUGACAGUUUGCACUCCACAGGCUUCCAAAACCGAGCACAUAAACCAGUAUCUUUUUCUGUUGCUGUUGUUCCUCAGUUUUGUUUUGUGAGUUGUUGGCCUCCACCCAGAAUAUCUUUUAAAAUCUUUUGUUUGUUAAAAUAAAUUAAAAGGCGACCACUGUCAUAGUAAUAAAAACGUGACUCUGU
Vicugna pacos (alpaca) is the source of this 1394-nucleotide messenger RNA. RefSeq names its product ALG14 UDP-N-acetylglucosaminyltransferase subunit (gene ALG14). The record is from RefSeq and is a predicted model, not a curated record. Gene Ontology annotation, biological process: dolichol-linked oligosaccharide biosynthetic process. Gene Ontology annotation, cellular component: UDP-N-acetylglucosamine transferase complex. Gene Ontology annotation, molecular function: N-acetylglucosaminyldiphosphodolichol N-acetylglucosaminyltransferase activity. NCBI's taxonomy places the organism in Eukaryota, Metazoa, Chordata, Mammalia, Artiodactyla, Camelidae.